Messenger RNA from Pelobates cultripes (western spadefoot toad), 33701 nucleotides. The record is from the annotation of a GenBank genome assembly. NCBI's taxonomy places the organism in Eukaryota, Metazoa, Chordata, Amphibia, Anura, Pelobatidae.
AUGCUCACUGUGCCACUUGGAUCUUCUCUGCUCCCUAUUGAAGACGAGUUGAGACCACAAGCCAUAACUUCAUUUAAGCUGGUAUGUUUGCUACAGUAUCACAUGAGUGUAAAUGUAGUAGUUGUCUUUUACAUAGCAGUGCAAGGUUCCUCAAGCACAUUCAUGAUUACUUAUUUUUCUUCCUGCCCAAAAAUAUGCUAGGGUCCACAAACAUAAUAAUACCCAUCCUGACUUUGUGGAUGUCCACAUGGUAUUACUCUCAUUGUUUUCUACUCUUGGUUCAUCCUAGAUUUUAAGGUUCAUGGGUGACCCGUUCUUGGAUGGAGCCCAAGAAACAUUGUAUGGGAAUUAUGUCAUACAGAAAGGUUUGACAAACGUGGGCCUGAGAGAUGAAAUUUUAGCCCAAAUAGCCAACCAGGUGUGGAGGAACACCAAUCCUAACAAUGAGGAACGUGGCUGGUACCUCCUUGCCUCCUGUCUGAGCUCAUUUGCUCCAUCGCCUAACCUGGACAAGUACCUACUCAAGUGUGUAUUUUGCUAACCAACUGAAAUGUGUCAUUAUUUAUCUGUAAAUAUUGGUGAACAGAACACAGACCAGAGAACAGACUGUUUCAGGGAAUAUGACAUAAUUGGGUGGAAUACACUUCCAAAGAAAUCAAUUAAUUAAACAAGGAGGAAUCUCAAUGUGAUCCUGCCUAAAUAAUUAGUUGAUUUCCAAAGUAUAUAAAACUCUGUGCAUAUGGAAGGCCUUGUUGUGGAUGAGAAACGGAAGAAGAAACCUUUUACCGUUUCGGUUUAAGGAUAUUUCUAUGACAUUCUAAUCCUCUGCUCUCCAAGCUGGUCUAUGAUAGAAAGACACAAUAAAUGCCAGAGGCUACAUAUUGCCAAGUGGCGCCAGGCGACAGAGCAUCACUUAAACAACAGUUCAUUCAUAUUAUUCUGUGUAUUGUGGAGAUUAAAGAGCACGUGCAGUAUUUCUAUACAGUGUGAUUGAAUAGGAUACACAAUAACUACAAAGACUCCCAGAUUUAAUAUUUGUUCCUAACACAAUGGCUCUCAAGAAGCUAACAGGUGGUAGUAAAACAUAAAAGCAAAUUAUGAGUGUAUUGGCUGUGUACAAUGUAUGCAAUGCAUGGAAGCAGGCAAUUGCUCUGUUUUCUGAAAGGUAUAUAACUAUAAUACAAAUAGCACUCAGUAUCUUAAUGCAAACUUAAUCCGCUUACAUAUAUUCAGCAUACGUAUACACCAACUUUGUUGUUUAAAUGUACAAAUGAUAUGACUACAAAUACAGGUGGUCUCCAAAAACAUAAAAAUCUUCAAUCGCCACAAUUUAAGCCAUGUCGACACAUGUAAACAAAUGUAUAUAUGUUUAAAGGGACAGACUAUGCACCAUAACCACUACAUGCUGCCCUACGCAGGUUACUCACAGUUCCAGUACCCCUGUCUAACCACUGGGCCCUAGGCAGCUGCUUAGGGUCACCUUAUGGCUAAUUCUGCUCUGAUGCUGAUGUAGUGCUUAUAGUUCAAUUAGGCUGUGUGCUCUGUGCAUAAGCAGAUUCAUUCAGCCAAUAAAAUGCUUUAAAAUAUAGGCAAAAUUGAUUUUGCUAAUGCAGAAGUUGAAAUAAUGCCUUAACAUUAUCCCAAUUAAUGGCUAAGCCAGUCGAAAACAGUCUGAUCCAAAACCAGGGGACAGUACUUGCAGCGUAACUGCAGCAUGUAGUAAUUAUGGUGCCUAGACUGGUCCUAUACAUUUGUAGUGAUGGCUUCCACAGGAUAUUGCUUUUCAGUGGAUAAUGUAUGUAAACCAAGAAAAUAUAACCAGCUGGUAAAUAUAUAACAAAACCAUAUGCAGAUAUCUAUUUAGUAAAAUUGUUAUUGAUUACAUUACAGUGGAACAGAGUGUUCUGAAAUAGAAUAUUGAUCUCUCUCAGCUUACUUACCCUUUAGCAUAACUGGGGUCCUUUACACAGAGCUCCAGGACUGCCAGAGUGAACACAUAUUACAUGUCGAUGGACAGCAAGUGAAAAGAGCUGCCCUGCAGUGUGUAGAAUUCAAAUACUGUCUAAAGCUGUUUUGUUAUUUUAAUCUAUUCUUUUGAUGGUGUCCUUUUGGGUAGAAUAAGAUUGUGUAUAUAACUAUCUGAAGCUGUGUGUUAAUCCCAAUGUCUUUGUGUGCCCUGUGUACUCAUAACGUACCUUGUAUUGUGUCUAGGUACGUUUCUGACUAUGCCUACAACGGAUAUAAAUCUGUGUGCCAACACAAGCUUAUUCAGGCAAUACAAAAAUCACAACAAGGGUCAGAGACUGCUAGGACAUUCCCUCCUUGCCUGUUGGAGUGGACGGCAAGCAGAGAGAGAGCUAACAUGGCACUCGACAUCCAUUGCUUUGACGGUAUGUUUGUGCAAAGAGUUUUAGUUGAUAUGUAAAUAUGUUCCUUAUAGUACCUCAGUUAUUGGCUCUGGGGCAGAGUCAUGGCAGCCACACAGCUCUCAUUAGCUGAGCUGCGUACAUACAUUGAGUACUUCUACUCAGGAAGAGAUUUUGUGAAAAGUGUGUGUGUGGUUAAGGGGGUGGAGUUAUGCUGCAAAAAACUUAACAUAGCUGGUUACAAUGUGGAAAAAAAAUGGAGCAUGUAUACAAGGCCAAAAUCUAUCAAUUGCUCUAAGGAGUGUACCUUUAAUGACCUACUAACAAUAUGUAGAACAAGAUCGUAUUUCUAAACCCAUUUAUUGUAGAUUACACAUGCAUUACUGUGGUUUUUAAUGCUGAAAAGCUCUGUUUUACACUCAGACAAUUCAAUUAAUGUUGAGUUUAUGGAAAAGAGGGACAUUAGGAUAGAAAAGAUGGACAAGGACAUUAGAGACUAAAAUAGGGAAUAUCCCUCCUAAAUAGGGACACUUUGUAGGUGUGAUUUUGUUAUAACAUUGUCCCUUCUGUAUUCACUAGGUACCUUGAUUUUGUCUCCUAUUCACUCUUGGACGGAUGGGGAGGAGAUAGCCGGAGAUGUCCUCAGACACAGGUAAGACUGACAUUAAAGGGUAGUCCAAGAGCCAUGACCACCUCAGUGAUUUGAAGUGGUCAUGGUGCCUGGGGUCUGUUUGUGCAGUGAUUCAGUAUGAAACGCGGCACAUAAAUAGAUUAAUCGCCUUGCUUCUAGAGGUUUAACUCCACUUCCUGCAGCAUCAUUAGGCAGCCCAGAACAAAUUCUCAUGUUGACUAUUGUCAAUUCCGUGCAGACGAUGUUCUCCCGUCAAUCGCUACUCCUUGACCUCCCUCUGAGGGGUGUGCCAUUAGCUUAGGGUGAUUGGGCUAAGGUAGAGCUUUUCUUCAACACUGAAAAAAAGGUAAGUUUAAGUUCCCUGUGGGAUGACCACCACAGGGAGGGUUACUAAAACCCACCACAGGGAGGGUUACUAAAACCCACCACAGGGAGGGUUACUAAAACCCACCACAGGGAGGGUUACUACAACCAGGGAGGGUUACUAAAACCAGAACCAGUGUUUUAUAAAAUAUAACCCUUUAAUAAAUCUAUUGCUAAUUAUUGUGAAAUUUCAUUAUCAUCACUAGCUAUUUCCUGAUUGGUCGACACAAGACCCAUGCAUUCAAGUUUAUACCUUCUCUCUCCUCAGGGGUGUGAUGGAAGGCUGGCGUGGGUGGUCGGUCUCCAUAAAGGAUGGGGGUAACUGGGCAGAGCUAGCCGGCCAUGAUUAUGUCUUGGAUCUGAUCUCUGAUGUGGAAUUACCCAGAGAAUUUCCUAAACAGAAGUCUUACUUUAUCACAGCUUCGGAGGGGACUCGGGAGAACCUGGAAUAUCCCAGUAUGUGAGUAUCUCAUGUCAGUAGUCCUGAACAAGAACAAUUAGGCUAUCACAUGCGCCACUGUAAAGUAUGUUUAUUUUAAAAAAAAGAAAACAAUUUGUAAUAUUAGGACAUUCUGCAAAGUGGAAUACCCAGCAUGCAUUGAUACUUUUCAUCCAUGGUGCUGUUACAUCACUUCAUAUGAAAACCAAGGUACCAGAAUCAACAUUAAAUAAUGGGAUUAGCCUACCCAUAGGAUUCUAAGGAUAUUUUGACUGUAGCAGGGUUAUUCACUUAAGAGUGAAUUCUCUGGAAUAUGAAGUGAGUUUAAAACAACACUCCAAGCACCGUAACCUGCUGCAGUGGUUACGGUGCCAGGAAUGCACCAUUUUUAUACAGUUAGACUUUUUAAUCUUCUUAUCUUUCUCUGGUGCUCUCCAUCUCCACCACGAAUGCCAGAGAGAUCUAUGUUCCUAAUUAGUGGUGUUUGUGUGUGUAUUCACUCCACUGUACAGACCAGGAAGCAAACAGCAUUUGAGAAUUUAAAUGAAUCAACACAUCAUUUGCAGACAGUUUCACCAACACGCUGUAUAGAUUAAAUGAUAAUAACUUACUAAAAGAGAGCCUGUGAUCUUUAAUGUUAUACCUUCAUUGGCAUCAUGAUUUGUCUGUAUUGACAUAUUUCAUAUUAUUGUGUCAUUUUUCUAUACAGUUGUGUGAUGAGAAAAACACCCGUAGUAUGUUGACUAAUGAUCAUUAACGCUAAUACUUAUUUUGCCCUUAGAGUAUUUGCCAAUGGUUCUGACAUGGAGGAAGAGGUUCCGCCACCACCAAGCGUAAAAGCGCCGACCUUACCACCUCCGGCUGUGCCAGAUUCCGAUGGUUACUACAGCCAUGGUGAGUCUGGUGGGUCCCUCUGUUGUUGGGAAAUUGAAUAAAAGUAAGUUUAUCUUGAAAGAGUUCAAACCUACCGCCAAGCUUUACUUGCAGAAUACCUUAGCGAGACCUUGGAAUACGAUAAAUGCCUCAAAAUAUUAUUAUAAUGAAUUUUUGGCAGUGUCACAGCUGAAUUCUCUACCAUUUAGGAGGUAAAUCACCUUUGUUACUGUUUAUGCAGCCCUAAUAUCACUCACACAGCCUGCAUUAAAACAAUGCUUUUAUUCUUUUAUUUUUUAAAUCCACCUGAAGUGACCCAAUUUCAGCCUUUGAUGUAUUUAAUUUAUUUUAGGAUAUAGAGGUGUUUGUAGUCUUGGUGUUUAGCGACAUUGUGACACCAUGCAUAUUUCUUCUGCCUGCUUAUAGAUUCAGAUACAUUGAGUGAAGCUCCUACUCAGAAAGGGAUGGACCAUUAUCUAGACAGCCUGUUUGACCCGGUGCUGUCCUACGGAAAUGGGGUAAGGAAUGUGCAACAUAUAUAAUAAAUGUAUCUAUAUGGCAAAACUGAAUGUAUCACAAAUGUGGCAGUGCCCCUUUAAACUGUUUAUCAUAUUUACAUAAUACGAGUAUAAUAUGAUAAAUGCGAAGUCAUAGGUGAAGGAUCGUGAACAUAGAGGUCACAUUAUGUUUUGUUGUUUUUUUUGCAAAUCUUUAUUCAAGUGUUUUUUGGAUAUUAACAACAGAAAAGACUAAGAUAGUCAUCACACGUGUACUGAACAUGAAUAGUAUGCAUGGCUGGCAAAGGAUAACAUCUGAUGGAAUAAACACUUUAACGCUGAAUGGGAACUUCUAGCUGACAAACAAUUUACUAAGCUCAACCUUCGUCUGGCAAACAUAGGGUCAAAAAGUGGAAGAUCACCCAUAGCUGUACGUUCCGGUCAAGCAGGAGUAGGAAUCUGUGAAGCAGAGAAUUAAAGAGAGAAAGAGGAAGUAGAACCGAGUUAGAGAAAAGGAGGGAGGAGAGAGGAAGGAGAGAGACAGAAGAAGCAUGGGAAAGAGGAGAGACACGGGGUGGGGGCCUAAAAGUACCCCACCAACCAACCCAAAAAGUUUAAAGGACCACAUAUCCAUCCACUAUCCAUCACUAAGGGAGCGCUGUGAGGUCACAUUACAUACACAUUUACAUAGUAAUGUAAAGCGCUGCGGAAUUUGAUGGCGCUAUAUAAAUAUCAUAAUAAUAAUAGUAAGCAGAUACACUGCUCGGGAUACUCAACGCUCUGUGACACAAACAGCUAUAUUUAUCAAUACUGGUGCAAUUCUGGAGCAAAGCUGUGAAUACGGCACAAUCAUCACCAGCAGAAUGGGGGCAGAUGCAUCAAAGUAUCAAGUUGUGAAAAGUGGUGCUAAAGAUCUAAACGUAUCAAACACAAACAUGCUUUGCAUUCUCCUGUGUCUCUUAUAUUUACUCUAUAAGGGAUGGUGAGGUGGAUCACUGUGGCCCCUAGCGGGAUGUGGCACUGGAAGGGUUAUAUGUGUCCUGGUUGUCAGCUAUCUGAUUCCCUGUCAGAGCACAGAGAUCAUGUUCACCCUACAGCUGGUCUCUUCUUCUCUCUGUAGGAUCUGGAGAAGCUGACUGCCAUGUCCCAAAAGAUGAAAGGUGGUGGCGCAGCUGGAGAGAGAGACAGGGAGGACGCACCAGAAGGUACCAACUUUCAGGCAGAAGGAUCCCAUCAGGCAGGUAAGUACCAUGUGGCACCUGCAGGUACCAGGAAUAUGGGAUAUUACCUGUUGUCAUAGAUCAGCAGUGAAAUAUGAGACCAAACUGGCUGCCUGAUUAUCUUUCAUAAAGCAAGCUCAUCAGCAGUAAAACUUCACAUUUAUCCUGUGAGGACCAGGGGUAAGACACCCCAUUUAUACUGCGAAUUAACUGUCACUUCCUUGGAAAUUCUCAACAGAGAAUAAAAUCUAACAAGUGUGUUUGAUUGAAACGUUAUCAGUUGAUUAAUUUUCAUGAUAUUUAUAUUUAUAUUUAAAUUUCAGAUUAUUUAAAUACAGAUUAUUCAUAUCUGUCUUGGUCACUGCUUGGAUACGUAUUUAUGCUUAAAUUUAAUUUCGUUUUUUCAAUCAAUACAAUUCUAGGGUCUAGUCAGUUAUUUACAGCCUGAUGGAAUUGUUCUCUCUGCUACGUGAAUUCUAUCGCUUGUGUUACAAUGAAUGGGGUCCUGCUUAAAUAAGCUACCACUAAUUACCUAAAAAUAAAUAGGCAGUUUAUUUCAGUUUCCACCGUAUGAGAUAUUUCAAUAAUACAAGAUACAAAGUGAGAGCAACUGGCCAUCACACACAAGGCACAGGGAUAUAAUAUACUGUCACUCUUCAAUUAAAAGCAAUUUGAUCUACAAUUUACUUUACAUACUUUUAAUUAAAAUACUGAUCGCAGUAAAGUGGGGUCAGAUAUACGCAAGUAUUUCUCACUAGAAAGCACAAGUAACGAAAUAUGAGAAUUUUGAAUUUAAUUUAUUUUAUACUAAUGUAUCUGGAUUUAAAUUUAUUGGAAUGUAAAUGUAAAGGCUUGUAUACCUCUGCUAUUUUACGGGUAUCUCUGCGUGGUUGGAGAGUAUUAUUACAUGAGUGCCCCAGGCUGUGUAACUUGACUGAUGGCUAAGGUCAGCCAGACGUCACUCUAAUAACUAUGUAUUACAGUCAGCUAACAGCGACGUUACAUAGAGAGCUGGGGGAUUAUGCAUAAUGCACUUGAAUCUUAUUCACACUUGGAAUAGGCCUUAACUGGUCUUCAGCAAGAAUGGCAUUAAAACCCAGCAGUAUAUUAUAGCAGUAUUGUAAUAAAGAGAUAAGUACUAUGCUAUAAAAAUAUCAUAACACAUUAACUUUAGUCUCAAGGCAAUCUUCAUAGAUGUUUUACAGGAUAAACAAAUAAUGAUUUUCUGUUUUGGAUUCCCUUUUAAGUAGCCGAUACAUUAUGAAUUCAAAAUCAUUUUCAGAUUUUAGGCCCGAGUAGCCAAAUCGAAUGCAUAGCUGAGAAUUUUUCCAGUUUGGCUAAUUUGACUUUAAAUUCGAAAUUUACUUUGAACUCACCACAAACUCUCCCUAGUGAAUAACCCUCUGUAUUGUUUAGCGUUUGUGGAAAGUACCAUUUUAAUUUCAGAUUGACCACAUGUAUAUCAUUUCUUUUCCCUUAAAUGAUUAUUGUAUCUGUGUCUAUAGAUCUGGAGCAAGCAAUGUAUGCACAGCAACAAGCGUAUAUCAACCAACAAGCCAUGUUACUGGUAAGCAAGACACUGGAUUCAAUUCAGAGGAAUUCCUAAGUGAUACAGUUAUAAUGGAUUUCAAAUAGUAAAUAUUAAAGGGACAUUGUAGGCACCCAGACCACUUCAGCUAAUUGAAGUGGUCUGGGUGCAGUGUCCCUUUUGCACCUAGUGAUGCAAUGUAAAACAUUGCCGUUUCAGAGAAACUGCAAUAUUAACAUUGCAGCACUAAGUCUGCCCUCAGUGGCUGUAUACCUGGCAGCCACUGGGGGCGCUUCCGGAAUCGUAACAGACAUUUGGUCCAUUAUCUGACACUGGACAUCCUCACGCUCUGCAUGAGGGCCUCCAGUGUAAAAUUUUUCCCUAUCAGAAAGGAUUGAUUCAAUGCUUUUCUAUGGGGAGGUCAAAAGCGCUCCUUAUUUGCCGCACAUGCGCAUUAGGCCCCGCUCGUCACGGGAUAUUGGAGGGGGCGGAGCUCCGACCCAGCGCCGAGGGAUAUUGGUACUGAUAAGGUAACCCUUUAUUAACCCAGGAGGGGGGCACGAGGAAGGGGGGAGACAGAGGAACCGGUAGUGCCAGGAUUAUAGCUUUGUAUUCCUGGCACUACAGUAUCCCUUUAAAGGGGCCUGUCACUUUAAAGGAUUUUUAUGAUUUUUUUUUUCUAUUCAUUUAUCCUUUAUAUUUAAUAAACAUAUUUGUAACGACUGAAAACUAAAAUGAAAUAACAUUAAAUGUAGACAUCCACAUUGGAACUGGGGGCCUCCAUCUUGGAUCCCUGCCAGUAAUUGUUACAGAGUCUGUUCUUUGCACCUGUCAGUCAGCAUAGCAGGAGCAUAGAGAGAGCAGGAGAAAUGAAACAAUGUUUCUAUUAUUCUCCUCCAUUGCAAUGCGUGCCCUGGCUGUGCCAGGAGGGUCUGGAUUUUGAAGAUGCACAUUGAGUUUUACUCUCAAAGCAAGUCAUUUCCUAGUUUAUUUUUAUUUCACUUAAUUUCUACAUUUUAUAAAUCUUCUAUAUAUUUGUUAUAUUAUAUAUAUUAGUUUUAAAGUGCAAUCUCAAUAUGACAGAGGUUUACCUUGCUGACUUUAACCAUAAACACUUUUACACUGUUCCUGUCUCUAGGCCCAACAAAUGACCAUGCAAGCAUUGGCACUGCAACAACAAAUGACCAAUAAUUCCCCUGGGGAGACCCCACCACCCUCCAGGACCAGACCAAGCAUUCAUUCCCAGACCCGUCAUUCUAGUCACCGAGUGACCCCAACAGUUGCACCAAUUCCCCGCACUGGGUUACCACCACAGGUAUUAUUUUCUCUCUACAUCACAGUAGGUUCUCUCUAAAAGGACUUAACAACAAGUGGUACAUAUGGUUUAAUUAAGGGUAAUGUUUCAGUAUGUAUGGAUCAUGGUAUAGGGGUACACAGGUCUGAGCUCUUCCAAUAACCAAGUCACAUUCACAUUCUCAUAGCUCUUUCAAUAAUAAUAAUUUAUGACAUAGUGUUUGUCUCUUAUUGGACAUCUGAUCUUAGUAAUGUAUAAAGCCCGGGUAAAGCAGAAAGUGGUCAGAGGAUAUAGGGUGGACUACAUGCUUCGUUCACAUUUAAUCCUUCUCUCGUUCAUAGAGGAACGCUGUGAUGGGUUCUUCAAGUAGGACUCAGACAUCCCCCACCAGAGAUGGUUCCAUGUAUCAUAGACCUGGUAAGUAUUAUUUUUACAAUUUAAUGUAUUUCCACUUUAGCAUGUAGUGUCAAUUUAUACUUGGAUCGUGGCCAGAGACCUGUGCUUAAACCCUACUCACUUUUUGUGUUAGACCAUAUUGUUACUAUACUUUCCGUACGAUUAUUUUGAAUAUGUAUUUAUUUGGCUUUGCUUGAAUAAAGAGUAGUUAUGGAACCUGUUGCUCUCCACAAUCGUUGCUACAGAGGCUGACAUAUAGGGUCCAGAAGGUUUUCAAUGGUGAGAGUGGGUGGGUUUGUUAAGCAACGAGUCACAGUGGACCAUUACAUCUUCUUCUGUUUAUGCUGUAGGUCCCCCAACUCUAUCCCGUCCUGAUGACAUCGUCUUUCACACCAAGGUGAAUUCAGAGCAUUUUCCACAGCCAACCCACAAUAUUAAGGACAUUAUUAGUCAAUAUAAGCAGCCGGAUAGGCCCAGAUCACCAGUACCUGUUGUAAGGUAAGUUUCUUGUCUUCCCAUCCACCUGGUGUAAAAUGUCUGUGUGCCUCCCUGGCAACAACAUUUACACCCCUUGCUGUCUCCAGGUAUACGCCUGAAGUGUUGGACCACGCAGUAAUCAAACAUACCUGUCACCAGUACCUCCUUUUGCGAUAACUCAGGCAUCAAAGACUUUCCCACCCUACAAAAGGACCCAUCCCUGCCAUCUAGUGAAAAUUUCACCUACUUGAAAAUAAAGCACAUUUUACAGCACAAAUAGGGACGACAGACACUUCACAAAUGACACCCUUUGGACAACGAUGUGUAGGCAAAUUGUCAUCACAGAUAUCCCUUGCCCUUUGCUACAUGUCCCUCAAUAUCACACUAUUCACAGACAAACUCCCAUACAUGACACAAUGGGAGGGGGAGCCAAAGGUAACGAUUCCGCUACCCAUUUGGAUACAAUCUAUCCAACUAACUAAGCAGCCGUCAAGCAGCCUAAACCAUUGGGAAUCAUAUUGAAAAAUUUUGAUGAGGUGGUACUUGGUCCCAACAAAACUAGCGAGGAUAUAUAGUGAUGCCUCUUCAUGCUGUAGAUGUGGGCAGGAACCGGGAUCGUGCAUACACGUCUUCUGGGAAUGUCAGGGGAUCCAACACUUUUGGGUACAGGUGAAAACAACCAUCCAAGAAACCACAAAAGAAGAGAUUCCACUGAAACCAGAAUAUUACCUCUGGCAUCUCAUACCUACCUUACAAUGCAUAACACACAAGGUUGUCAUCAUCCACAUUUUGCAGGCAGCAAAAAUUAGUAUAGCUCACCACUGGAAAACUGUCAAUCCUCCAAAAAUAAAAGAAGUGAUAGAUAGGGUGUCCUUGACCUAUAACUAUGAGAACAUGGCAUAUAGAUUACUGGGAAAAGCGUCAAACUAUCACCACUAUGGGAUGGCUGGAAGGAGAAACAAGAAUGAGUACCUCUAUAAUCAUAACCAUAACCGAUAGGAUCUUAGAACAUCAUAAAUAAGAACACAGUGCCCAUCAAUGAAGGGCGAUAGUGGAUCCGGGGGUCACAAAAACACUAGGCGAGGGGAACGAUAGGGAGUCGGGAGGGCAAGGUGCACUUGUGGAUCACGUGUACCCUAGCUCCCUCUCCUAUAUAUCCCCUGUUUGUCUUCUUCAUACCUAAGAUAGGUAAUAUGUGCCCACUGGCCCACCAACCCCACCUCUCCUAUCCAUGUCCCCCACUCUUUACUUCCUUCCAUCCAUUCUUUUUGCUUUUUCGUUCUAUCCCCGUUGGUUCACCCAGUGGAUCCAAUUGAUUGUACAUAGAAAUAAUCCUCUUUCAAUGCAUGUCAAGGAGGGUGAAUAUACAUUUUAAAAAUAAAGGUUUCUAUUGAAUUCAUGCUUUCUCUAUUGUAUGGAUAAUCAACAAUGUCAGGGUUAUUACGCUCCGCAAUAAUGUGAUAUACCGUUUGUAUGCAAUUGUACCUAUUCUACUCCUCUCUUUGUCACUAUAUUAAUAACAAUCAACUAUACAUGUCAUGAUUCUAUAUACUUUAUCCACUGUACUAAAACAUUUGAAAAAAAACAUUUACACCCCUUCCUCUGCCUUACCUUCCACUGGUUGUAUACUAUCAGUGAGUUGCUCCCUCUAAGCUACCCUGAUUAAAUUGAAAUAUUUGUUGUCAAAGAUGGAGCAAUCUUAAACAUUACUUGACAAUCUGACAUGUUAGUUUUGGUCUCACAGAAAAGAACCACCUAAAUAUUUUGGGAAGAAAAUGGAUCCUCAUGAGGAAGCUUUGAAGAUUCUAAAGAGACAGAUGCCUUCUCGUCCUCUUACUGGACCAACACAAGUCUCUGCUAUGUCUUACGUCCCAAAGGUAAAAUCAGCAGCUCCCUCUACUGGACACAACAGUGGCAAAGAAAUCCAAUCUAUGGAAAGUAUACUAAGGUUUAAAAAGAAGUAAUAUUAAUCUACCACAUACACAUACGUUUAACCCCCUGUGACUCUUACAUUGACAAAUACUGUAAAAACUCAACAACAACAAAAAACCAUAAAAACAGAUAAUGUUGAUUUGUUUGCUUCUCUUUUGUUCUGUCUAGCCAUCCAGAGAUACGGUUGCUUUGGUGAAACCAGUACCCAGCAUGAAGGCCAAGAAACCUGACUCCCCACCACCUGUUAACUGUGUAAGACCCACAACAGCAGCUUCAGGUAGAAUCUCCAUUCUUGAUACAUCAUGAUUAAUCUAGUAGCUUAUACUUUAUUACAAUCAGCAAUGUUCCUAUUAGCUUGCUAUGGAAAUUAAUAUAUAUGUAAUAAUUAUUGCUUUAACAAGAAGCAACACCUUGAAAAGGGGCACUCAGUGCACCUUGACUGCUACAGCUUAUUGUAAUGGUUAUGGUGCAAGGAGUCUUGGGGUGCUUUCACCCUGUUUUUGAAUAUGGCUAUAAUGAUGAGUCGCCUGCAUAUAAUGCCGGUUCUUUUUCCAUUACCCAGUGUCUGUCUCUCGGGAACUGUCCGAAGAACAAGAGAAUAUUCAGACCCAGCUGCACCGGCAGUACAGCGAGGAAUACUACACCUAUAACAAUGUGCCUUGGAAAAUAUACAUCAGGAAGGAGGUAAGUGGUGAAACGCAUAGGGUGGUGCGUUGGCUAAGGGUUAUGUAUUAAAGGUGUUUUAAUAGGAAUCAGUGGAAUCUCAUUGCUUCCCAUAACACUAAAUGUUCGCAUUAUUACUGAUGGUGUAUAUAUGCACACAUAGGAAAAAUACAUUGAAAUCACUCCUGUUUAUUGAGGUGUCAUGAAAAAUUCGACUAAUGUGAACAAAAUCAAUUAAUGUAAUUUAAUGAAUCAGUUCUCUGCGUUUAGCUACAGUGAUAGAAUAGAAUAUGCGUAACAGAACAGAACACUCUAAUUUGUUGGUGUCCUAAUUGUGAUUUCAUAUUGGAGAAGAGUCACAUGAAGUCCUCGUAUUUUUCUGUAGGUUUUCUACCCCAGAGACAGUUUCAAUAAUCCACUGAUCCUAGAUCUAAUCUUCAGACAGGUGAGUCUUCCCAUCCUGGUUAUAAAUGAGUAAAUAAAUCAGGGUUCACGUUAACAAUGGUGACUUCAAAAUAUCAGUUGACGUUGUAGUGAUGUUUGUAUGCAUGAUUACAGCAAGGGACCCAGCACUUUAACCUCCAUACUAUAGACAGACACUGGAGAUGAGGUGGAGUGUAACUCACAUCACUUUCAGACAGUCCACUGAAUCUUGACUGCAGAUAAUCCCUAAGCUAGUGGUAGAUUCAUAUGAAAAUACCAAGUAACAAAAUACCGUGUCACUUUACAUCUGGGUACAGCGCUAUGGAAUUUGCUGUCGCUAUAUUAAUAAUAAUAAUAAUAAUAAUAUUCAGGGGAUUUGUAAGAAGAUAUGCAGUUUCAACAUAAGAGAUUUUCUAUGAGAUGUGCUUGUCUGCCCUCUAGUGGUAGAUUUAUAUUAAAACAUUUUUGGAAUCAAACAAGUAUUACGCAAUUUCUGACCUAGACCAUCUUAUAUGUUUAAAAGCAAACUGACUGCUACAGCUCAUUGUAGUGUUUAUAUUGCCUAAAGUCUUCUAUUCCCAUUCUUCGGUUUAAUACCAAACAAUUUAAGAAUGGUUUGAUAUAAACCAAGGGUCUUUCACUUUGAUAAUACAGAAUUAACCUGGAUGACAUUAAUUGGCUGAGUUCCCAGUGAUAGCCGUUAAAGCAGUCAGUAUGUGAGCAAAUUAUCUUAGAAAUCUAUUUAAAUAGUGUACAUCGUACAUAUGGGGUUUAUUGAUAGGUGGAUACUGCAGUUAUAGGCAGUAAUUAUUGGCUGUAUUUGCAUACUCUGACCCAGAAUCCUUUGCAAUAAAAGCAUUGCAUGCUGAGAACAUCUGAGUCCCAUCAUCGUGUCUGGGAUAUACAUUUAUUCUCAGUAACAUUCUGGUAAUGUUGAUAUUGAUACAAUGAUGUUUUUUGCAUCCUCUUUCUGCUUCUUUCUAUACUGUGUAUUCUGAAGGUUAUUAAUGAUACUCUGUCAGAAAGUUGCAUUCGGAUAACCAAGGAGGAAAGACAGAAAAUGAGGAGCCUUCUAGGUGAGUGUUUCUGAGAAUCAUAAAAAAAACAUGUUACAUAAUGACUGAACCGAGCAUGCAAUGGGAUGGGAGAUCCACUUACACUGGGGUAGCGUUAGGAAAAUUUCUACUGUGCGACUGUUUUUCUAUAUGUCUACGUGAAAGAGUUAUAUAAUUAUUCUUCUAGGAGAUCGCACACUUAUUAUAUUAUUGUGCACAUAUUUUGAUAAAUGCUCACUUUUUGAAUAUUUAUUAACGUUUAAUAAUACUACUUGGAUGAUGCGCUAAAGAUUCUACAUUAGUUGUCCUGUUUUUGUCCAAUGCAGCGGAGUACAGAUUAGACUCUAUAAAUGCCAUCACUGAUGAGGCAGUGAAGAAGAAGAUUGUCACAGCUGCCCGGGAGGAUUGGGAGGUGUACUUUUCACGCCUUUUUCCAGCAGCGGUAAGAGUGUGGUAGAGAAUUGUAUUGAGACAAAAAGACAUAUGACCUACAAAAUGUCGAUAAAGGUAGUUUAACCUGGUCGCCCAUGUUCCGUGUACAGGGGAGCGUUGGUACUGGGGUUCAAAUCCUAGGGGUGUCGCACAAUGGGAUAAAACUUCUGAAGAAGCUGAGGAGCGGAGGCUCCACCCCUGAGCAGCUAAGAGUCUUGAGGAGUUACAGGUAGGUACUUACCACAGACAGAUUCAGAACAUGGACUUGUCACAUUGUACGGCAGUCCAGAAGCAUUUGGACAGUUAGGAAGUUUUCUAACAGAAAAAAACUUGCCACUAAUUUUUAUGUUCCUGUUGCAGCUACACGGAUAUCAUGUUUGUCACGGUUCUCUCAAAGAACAUGCUGGAGUUUAAUCUGACAAAUGAGAAGCUUAUUCUCUUCUCCUCUCGGUCCAGUCAGGUGAAGACCAUGAUAGAUUGCUUCUUGAUGGAGCUGAAAAAGGUGAGUGUGUUAUGAAGCGUGUGUGACAUCUAUUAAGCUAUGCUCUCUCACUGUUUAACAUUCAUUACUAUGUCGCCUCAGAGUGAAUUAACAAAAUAUUUAUAACGGGCCUUUGUUGGACUACCCUCUCCCAAAUGUUUUUUUAAAAUGCUUUUUGUUCUUGGAUUCCAGGAUUCAAACUACGUUGUUGCAGUACAGAGCUAUGUCACAGAAGACAAGAGCUCUCUAAGUUUCCAUAAAGGAGACAUAAUUCGCCUGCAAUCUCUGGAAGGUCUACAAAAAGGUCAGUAAUUACCAAAGAGUUGCGCUGGGAUUAGAAUAUAUUUAGGGGGAAUUUUCUGACUAUUAUGUGAAAGUAGAACUCUCCCCUCAUAAAACAAGAUCUCAAAACAUAGUUAGGACCCAUGUCCCCUGGAGGUCGUUAUGUUUACAGGGGUGUCCAGGGUAUUUGGUCAGAUUCUCAGGGCUAUGCAUCCGUAAACUCUACCCUGCCCUUUUUGCUCAAUAUUAUGUGUUUUCUUAGGGUAUUCUAGGGAAUACAGGGGUGGCCAAAAUUUAGAUCCCCAGAUAUUAUAAAACUACAUCUCCAUUAAUUAUUUAAAAUUCUAAAGGGAGACAAAGCAUCACGGACGUGUUAGUUCUUCAACAUCUGGGAAUCUACUUUUAGUACAUACCUAGCCUAGAUUAAAACAUUGGAGGUGUCCUGUUUGCUUCAAUGUAACAACCCUAACUGUCACUGUGAAUUUACACGCUGCAUUGUGGAUACCCGGACAGGACAAAACUAUGGAUGCAUCGUGAGGAAGAAAGUGAUGUAUUUGGAGGAUUUAAAACGAGGAACACAGGAUUUUGGUUUGUGCUGCUGCUAUAACGUCUGUACCGUUCUGCUGCAUGUCUGUGCAUAAUUCAAUUUUUCCCCUGGAGUGGCUAUAUAAAGAAUGCUAAAAUGUACCCUUUGUGCAUCCAUUUUAAUCAACGUCCACAUUAAUGUCCCUGGAAUUUCCUACAUCUAAAGGUUACUGAAUAACAUGCAAAAUGACAAUUUCAUAUUUAACAGACAUGUUAACUGCUUAGUUAACUGCUAAUGAGCCGUUAAUGAUGUAAAAUUGGUCACAGUGCCACCAUUCCAAUAUUGUUCUACAGAACUUGUUUUCAUUAUUGGAUCAAUGAAAAAGGCCAUAUACUUUACAUUGAACCUGCAAGUUUCAGUAAUCACAAUUCUGCCAAAAAGGAGUUAGCAGUUUAACUGGAAAAAAAGUAAUUGCGAGCCAUUACAAUGUCCAUAUGGAAUGGGUGAAUGACACAGCUGCCACCUGCUACAUGAUUAAUAUACCUGACUGUCUGUACCCAGAUCCCAGAAAGCUGAAACCUCUUUUUUUUGUGAUACCUGCCCAUUAGAUAGACAUUGCAAGAUUAACAAUGAAAUCACAGUUUAGGCCAUGUUUCAAGAUCAUAACAUAUUCUGGCUUUGACAGAAAAAUGGUUUGUGCAAUUUGAGAACUGUCGCACUACACAGGCCCAAAUUCAGAAGUCAAUAUGAAUUGGUUACUGUAAUUUUAGCUACUUUGUUUUUGGUAUUUUUUUUGUUUUGUAUUUUUAAUUUAGUUAGUAACAAAAAAGUUAUUACGAUUUGCCUCUUAAUCAUCCUGACUAAGACUACCCAACAACAGACCCAUUUACAAGAACAUUUUCCCUUGUAUGGCAUCUCUGGAUUCAUUAAACCAGUUUUCCCACCAUUUGGGCCUGAAUGACACAGACCUUCCCAACAAUCAUUGUAUUUGUGUGAGUGUUUGCAUGCUAUUGGCUCCAUGGAUACUUAAUGCAUGCAGCAUUUUUAUUGGUUAGUUUGGCAUGCAUGAUUCAUUUCAUUUGUUACCGGGCCAUGCAGUUGCCUCCCUGUUUCUUUGUAACGUCUAACAAGCGCACUGUGUUACUCACAGGCUGGAAGUUUGGGGCGAUCCAUGGUCGAGCCGGUCUCUUCCCAGCAGAGUGUGUGCAGCCGGUCGCAGCGCCAGAUUUUGUCAACCUCCCAGCAGACAGGAAGGAUGAACCACGAGACAGGCAGAGUCGUGCAGCAGCGUCAGCUGCAGUGGCCGUGGCCGUUGCCUCAACUGCCGUGGCUCAGGAGUUUGACAAGAAAACGGAUGUAUGUUAAAACAGUGUCAAAAUGUUACAUCCCUCAAUUUUUUUUUUCUCCACAAACUUUGUUUAAAGGGUAAACUUCCAUGUCCUGACCUCUCUGACAUUCUCGCAUCGUAAUAUGGAAAAAACAGACUUUUGCUUAAUUUAAAUUAAAAUCUAAGUGAAAUCAAAGUGAAUUUCAUAUUUAAAUUUCACAUAGUCAAAGUGGAAAAAUUCUGUAUGUCAGCUGUGCUUUCACUUUGGUUACUGUGGCCUUAAAUUUAAAAUUCACUUUCAAUUCUCACUUUAGUUAAUGUUUGUUGAUAUCACUGUGUGUAGCAACACAAGGUUGACAAUCUUGACCAGAGGCUAAAUUGGGUGCAAAGAUCGCCCCUUGUUGUUUGUAUUUCUGUCCCCCUCUUUUUCCUGUUUCUUUUUCUCUUUCCACCCACCUUUUCCUCUUCCUCUUUUACCCCACUCAACCUGUUUCUCCUCCUAUGCCCCCUCCAGGGCUCUCCCACUCCCAGUGAAUAUGCAGACAGUUUGGAUGACUACACGGAUCCUGCCUCGUCUGAGGUUAUGUUACAGGGAUCUCCAUAUAAUAUGGUGGAUUUUGCCAAGAAAUAUUUCCGAGAGGGGCAAAGAAUGAUGGCACAAACACAAGACGAACAGGCAAAGACCUCAGGGUAUGAUACAAAGUGUGAAAGUGAAAGUGAGAAUUGUCAGAAAUUCAAAGUGAAUUCAAAAUCAAAAUUUUAAUUUAAGACCAAAAUAGCCAAACUGGAAGAUUAGCUGACUUGGAGAAUUUUUCCAGUUUGGAUAAUGUUUCCUUAAAUUUGAAAAUCCCUUUGAAUUUUCGGCAAUUUUCACGUUGGUGAAUAACCACGAAUGUGUCCCUGGAAACAAAUGAUCUCAGCAUUGGAUUACUUUGAUAGCCCGAUGCUUUUCACCAUUGAAUUUGCUGAAACCCAUAAAAUGGUGCGGGCAAGUUUGUAUGUUAACGAGCUUACUUAACAAGGAAAUAAUCUUAUUCUCUAGGGAAUCCUUCAAACAGGGCUCAAAGAAAAGCAAAGAAGUGAAAGACCCAGCUGACAUGCUGAAAUUUACCAAGGUAAUCCCAUAUUUAUUAUGGGUGAGAUGUAACCAAGCGCAUGGCCAGUUGACAUGUUACAGCCUCCUACCAAUCAUUCUAAAACGUUCGGGUGUUAGGCGUGUCAUUUAAUCAUCAACUUCUCGUUCAUUAAAUAUGCUAAAACCAGAUGCACACUGCACGCAGUCACACUACGCUGAGCGCUCACACUUAACCAUUUACAAAGCUGAGAUACAUCACCUUCUAUUUAAUAUAUAGCUACACACCAUGCAGCUGUAACGGCUAGCUUUACACAAUAUUGAGUAAUAUAUAGCUACACGCCAUGCAGCGGUAACAGCUAGCUUUACACAAUGCUGGGAGUGCAUAUAUCGCUAUACUCCAGUUCUUGCCACCGAUAGGCAUUGGCUGUUUCCAUAUUAUUUAUAUCAAUGGAUUUUCUACUCUUUUCUGUACAGAAUCCCAUCCAAGAAUCCCUCAUUGAAUUCAGCGACAGCAACAUGAACCGGGUCGCCGCAGAGGUUUUCAUGGGUAAAACUCUAUCAUUCAUAGUUUGGAUACAGAACAAUAUGAAUUCAGUGUAUUAAAUGUACACAUGGGAGGAAGGAUGAUAAACCUGUCACUGAAAUGGACAUAGUGUAAUUUAACAUAAUAAUGGCUUAAUUGUAUUAAAUAUAUAAAAAUGUGGCUGAUUCUGAUCACUGUCCUCCGUCUCCUGCAGCUGUGAUGAGGUUUAUGGGAGACGCUCCCAUGAAAGGUCAGUCUGAGCUGGACGCCGUCUGCACGGUUUUAAAGGUAAAGUGUCUGUUUCAUGCUCUGCCAUUAUAAUGCUGAGGGCCUAUCUGCCAUACCUAGGAAGAAAACUAGUUUACUAGAUGGAAAUCUCAUUUUCUGGAGCAACAAAAAGGGAUUCUAACUAACUCACCAGCUCUAGUUCUUCCUCAAAGCAAGUGGAGAGCCAUAAUUUUGGGGUAACACUGUACAUGGUCUGGACGAAACUCCCUCCACAAAUAGGGGUCAUAUAAGAUGUCUCCUACACUAAAUCCCAUGUUGUUUCAUUCACUAGCUUAAAUCCCAGCAACCAGGGGUCAAACAUGGCGUCUCAUUCACUAGCUCAAAUCCCAGCAACCAGGGGUCAAACAUGGCGUCUCAUUCACUAACUCAAAUCCUAGCAACCAGGAGUCAAACAUGGCGUCUAGUACACUAACUCAAAUCCCAGCAACCAGGAGUCAAACAUGGCGUCUAGUACACUAACUCAAAUCCCAGCAAUCAGGGGUCAAACAUGGAGUCUCAUACACUAGCUCAAAUCCCAGCAACCAGGGGUCAAACAUGGUGUCUCAUUCACUAGCUCAAAUCCCAGCAACCAGGGGUCAAACAUGGUGUCUCAUUCACUAGCUCAAAUCCCAGCAACCAGGGGUCAAACAUGGCGUCUCAUUCACUAGCUCAAAUCCCAGCAACCAGGGGUCAAACAUGGCGUCUCAUUCACUAGCUCAAAUCCCAGCAACCAGGGGUCAAACAUGGUGUCUCAUUCACUAGCUCAAAUCCCAGCAACCAGGGGUCAAACAUGGCGUCUCAUUCACUAGCUCAAAUCCCAGCAACCAGGGGUCAAACAUGGCGUCUCAUUCACUAGCUCAAAUCCCAGCAACCAGGGGUCAAACAUGGUGUCUCAUUCACUAGCUCAAAUCCCAGCAACCAGGGGUCAAACAUGGCGUCUCAUUCACUAGCUCAAAUCCCAGCAACCAGGGGUCAAACAUGGCAUCUCAUUCACUAGCUCAAAUCCCAGCAACCAGGGGUCAAACAUGGCGUCUAGUACACUAACUCAAAUUCCAGCAAUAAGUGGUCAAACAUGGCGUCUCGUACACUAGCUCAAAUCCCAGCAACCAGGGGUCAAACAUGGCGUCUAGUACACUAACUCAAAUUCCAGCAAUAAGUGGUCAAACAUGGCGUCUCGUACACUAACUCAAAUCCCAGCAAUCAGGAUCAAACAUGGCGUCUCAUACACUAACCCAAAUCCCAGCAAUCAGGAUCAAACAUGGCGUCUCGUACACUAACUCAUAUCCCAGCAAUAAGUGGUCAAACAUGACGUCUCGUACACUAACUCAAAUCCCAGCAAUCAGGGGUCAAACAUGGCAUCUCGUACACUAACUCAAAUCCCAGCAAUCAGGGGUCAAACAUGGCAUAUUGUACACUAACUCAAAUUCCAGCAAUAAGUGGUCAAACAUGGCGUCUCGUACACUAACUCAAAUCCCAGCAAUCAGGAUCAAACAUGGCGUCUCAUACACUAACCCAAAUCCCAGCAAUCAGGAUCAAACAUGGCGUCUCGUACACUAACUCAUAUCCCAGCAAUAAGUGGUCAAACAUGACGUCUCGUACACUAACUCAAAUCCCAGCAAUCAGGGGUCAAACAUGGCAUCUCGUACACUAACUCAAAUCCCAGCAAUCAGGGGUCAAACAUGGCAUAUUGUACACUAACUCAAAUCCCAGCAAUCAGGGGUCAAACAUGGCAUCUCGUACACUAACUCAAAUCCCAGCAAUCAGGGGUCAAACAUGGCGUCUCGUACACUAACUCAAAUCCCAGCAAUCAGGGGUCAAACAUGGCGUCUCAUACACUAACUCAAAUCCCAGCAAUCAGGGGACAAACAUGGCAUAUUGUACACUAACUCAAAUCCCAGCAAUCAGGAUCAAACAUGGCGUCUCAUACACUAACUCAAAUCCCAGCAAUCAGGGGACAAACAUGGCAUAUUGUACACUAACUCAAAUCCCAGCAAUCGGGGACAAACAUGGCGUCUCAUACACUAACUCAAAUCCCAGAAAUCAGGGGACAAACAUGGCAUAUUGUACACUAACUCAAAUCCCAGCAAUCGGGGACAAACAUGGCAUAUUGUACACUAACUUAAAUCCCAGCUAUCAGGGGUCAAACAUGGCGUCUCAUACACUAACUCAAAUCCCAGCAAUCAGGGGUCAAACAUGGCAUAUUGUACACUAACUCAAAUCCCAGCAAUCAGGGGUCAAACAUGGAGUCUUAUACACCUGCUCAAGGCCCGGCAAUAAGGGGCCAAACAUGGAGUUUCAUACACUAACUUAAAUCCCAGCUAUCAGGGGUCAAACAUGGCGUCUCAUACACUAACUCAAAUCCCAGCAAUCAGGGGUCAAACAUGGCAUAUUGUACACUAACUCAAAUCCCAGCAAUCAGGGGUCAAACAUGGAGUCUUAUACACCUGCUCAAGGCCCGGCAAUAAGGGGCCAAACAUGGAGUUUCAUACACUAACUUAAAUCCCAGCUAUCAGGGGUCAAACAUGGCGUCUCAUACACUAACUCAAAUCCCAGCAAUCAGGGGUCAAACAUGUUGCUUUUUUCUUUUGAACAUGUUUACAAGUUGAGUCUGGCAGAACCAUGUGCCAUUUGCAGCCUCCUAUAGGUAAGUUUUUACCAUGUUUGGAUUAAACCUACACACUCUAUGGAAGCCGAGAAAUUAGGGCUGAAACAGUGACUUGUGGACCAGCUCAGUGCAAUCAGCUAUAAAGUUUAACAGAAAGAGCCCAAAAUGCAGCAGGUAGCUGGAGAAAUACACCAUAUGCAAUACAGAUAGGGAAUGAGCAGUGACAUAGUCAGAAAAGCCAACGAUCAGGACAGGCAACACAGGUUCGUAUACAAUAAAACAAGCAGACGGUCAGAUACCGUGUAGUCAAAUAUUGCAGGCUAGGCUCACUGAAGUGAACACUGCAGUACAACUUUAGCAAAGGGGGCUAGGAGACAGGCUGUUCUAUAUGUGAUAUAGGAUCCUUUCCAAAUCAUCCCUGGGCUCCUGACACACCUCCCUACUUAUACCACCCCCUACCCCUUUAAGAGUACCUUCCCAACAUGCAUGUGCCCAGGAAGGCUGGACCCUGCAGAGACCCAGCCUAUCCACCACACCAAAUUGGGGAAGCCCUUCCCGGCCAGUUCGCGGGUGUGAGGAAAUCGUGGCACUGCCACUUAAGCAGGGAAGUAGGCUCGCUACCAAUUUGCGAUGUCAAAUUGGUCAGACCAAAUCUCUUAGGAGAUUGACAUUAGACAUGUGCAAUUCGUUUCGGUCCGAAUUAAAAUUCAUCCGAAUUUCGGUUAAUUCGGACAUUCGGUGGCUUCCGAAUGUCCGAAUAGCUGAAGUGCCGAAUUGCCGAAGUGCCGAAGUGCCGAAUUGCUGAAGUGCCGAAGUUCCGAAAUUCUGAGGUGUCAAAGUGCCGAAGUACCGAAGCACAGUAUUGCCUAAGUACUAAUAUACUUACCCAGUGAAAGAAGAACAAUGUUACACUGUAUACAAUUUCAAAUAAAAAGUAUACAAACAUAGACAGGAUUCAGCUGUAAGCGUUUGCAACACUUACAACAAUCAAGUAACAUACAUUCAUAUAAAAUGUAAGUUACUUAGCCAGUCAGUGUAAUGACAGGAAUGAAUAAGUAGAUAACUCUCUAAUUCCCACGGUAUUAGGGAGCUAUCUACUAAAAGGCUGAAAGACCUAAAUUGGUCUUUAAGCCAAAUUUACUAAUACUAAGUAAAGAUUACUUAGUAUUAGUAAAUUAUGCCCCUACUCGCUAUACUGAGUAGGGGCAUGUCUAUGCGCGGUGGGUGGGGGCCCUAAACAAGAAUAAGGGGGGGGGACCUAAUGUCCUUCCCCCUGCCCCCCACCCCUGAGCGGUGAGUGGGGGCCCUAAAUACAAAUUGGGGGGGGGGACCUAAUGUCCUCCCCCCUGGCCCCCACCCCUGAGCGGUGGGUGUGGGCCCUAAACAAGAAUAAGGGGAGGGACCUAAUGUCCUCCCCCCUGUCCCCCACCCCUGAGCGGUGGGUGGGGGCCCUAAAUACAAAUUGACAGGGGGGCCUAUUAGUAUUGGUAAAUUUGGCUGAAAGACCAAUUUAGGUCUUUCAGCCUUUUGGUAGAUAACUCCCUAAUACCGUGGGAAUUAGGGAGUUAUCUACCAAGUGGCUGCAAGAAAAGUCCCAAAAAAUGCCAGAGUUCCGAAGUGUCUAAGAUCCGAAGUGCCGAAGUUGCCGAAGUUCCGAAGUGCCGAAGUUGCCGAAGUUCCGAAGUGUCGAAGUCCAGAAUUUCGGAACGCUGAACUGAGCCAAAUAUUUUCCCCAUGCACAUGCCUAAUUGACAUCUCUGCAAGGAGAGCGGGAGAUGUGGAGUGGGAGAUCGAGGUAAACCGUGGGGAGUGUGGGGACCUAACAUCAGCGGUCAAGCGAAACUCAUGCAACAGCUCAAGGUUCAGAGAUCAAAUACAGAAAGACUUGACAAAUAUGAGCAUUUCACUCCAUUAGUUUCCCUAUUUGGAUGGGUCUACUUUGGCUGCACACUACAUUUACGUUGGUUGGUUUAAUGGAAUUUAUAAUGACUUAUCUGAGAGUACGUUUUCAGGCUAUAGGUUUUAAGCGCAGUGUUUUUAUGAGGUUUAGAUAUAGUUGCUGCGGACAUAAAAAGGUAAACCCGGUAAAUCUUAAUGAUGCAGCAUGCAUUUGUUAUUUGUCCACCUUUGUAAAUGUAAAUAAUGAGCUAGAAAAAUGUGGUACUUAUUGAUUAAAAUAAGGACAGACAUGUCUUCACUUGAUUACAUAAUACCUUUCCUCCAUUACUCCGUCUCCCCAACUUGUUCUGGCUGCUGUGUCCCCUCUUAUCAUGUUGGAGAAUGAAAUAUAACAAUAAGUGCAAGUAACCCAAGUGGUUAUUUAAAUCCUUGACACGUGGAUGCAGAGGAGAAGCUGACAGUUUGUCACAUGUCAUUGCAGCUGUGUGGGGAGCACGAGGUCCUGAAAGAUGAAGGGUAUUGCCAGAUCAUCAAACAGGUCACAGAUAACGCCAGUACUAAAACGUGAGUGUCAAUACUGCCGCAGGCGCAGGGAGGUUCCUCCGCGGUUAAACAACCGUCUAUAUGUUUGUACUACAAAGGAUGUGUAGUGAAUGGAAGCCGUUUCUAUAUAAAAAAUAAAUAGGCACAUGUAUUCUCACGUUUGUGAAUAACCCUGUUAGUAUGCAGUUUGCUAUGUAGUAACAUAGGAAAUGUAUUGUGCACAUACAUUAUUAUAUAACGCCAUGCUAACCAAUGACAUGCUUUACUGUUCCAAAAUAUCUUUUGCCAGUAUGGAACAUUCUGAUUAUUUAGUAUUAUCAGCUCCACGCAGCUGUGAAUUCUUUAAAGGGACACUCCACUCCACUGGCCAAAAAAAAUUAAAAAAAAUUGCUGCUUAGUAGAGGUAACCCCAAUGAAAACAUGCAUGCAUUUAACGUUUUGGAGCAAAAGCUGCAGAUCUCUAAUCUACAGCCUUUACAAACCCUCCUCUUUUAACCGCGCCCAGACUUUGUGGUUCUGUCCAAUCACAACCUUCCCAAUGCAGCUCAAUGAGAAGUCUUUGCAAGGCAGGUGCUUUGGGCAAUUGCUGCCUCUUGAGUUUAGAUCUACUGAGCUAAAUAACCAGGAAGCAACAGGACUAGUUGUUUGACAGCUAGGGGGGAUGGAACAAGUUUAAUUUAUGAAAAUGCCAAUUUCUAUUGAAAUCUAUUGUAAAAUGAUAAGAGGACACACUUUGCAUACAUAAAGCAAUUAAGCAAGCUAAAGAGCUUUAGAGCUCUGGAGUAUCCCUUUAAGUGAUGGAUACCAUCCAUCUCUUUAGCCGUUGCUGCCUCCUGGCUUGUUUUAAUCUGAUGAAUAUGGCCAAUGCUGUGACCACUUACCUGGUUUCUCUUUUAUUCAGAGACUCCUGUCAGAGAGGGUGGAGACUCCUAUACAUACUGACGGCUUAUUACAAAUGUUCGGAGGUCCUCAAGCCUUACUUGUUCAAGUUCCUACAAGAUACCUGCCGCAGUCCAGGUUUACAUUUCCAAGGUAACCAUGAAUCAGUGCAAGGCUGAUAGCACUGUGCUGUAGAGUAUUAAGUAUUAAUAAGUGUUGUGUCACAUUGUCCAGGGAUUGCAAAGGCUUGUGAGCAGAAUCUGCGCAAGACACUGCAAUAUGGGGGCCGCACAGUUUAUCCUAGCACUAUGGAGCUGAAAGCCAUGGUGGUAAGUUAUUGAGAAUAUGGACAUUGAGUUUACCAGUGGUAAGUUGAUUCAUUCCUUAAACGUGCCUACAGUUUCAAUAGUAAAAACAGGCCCAGAAUCGCAUCACUGUGAUUGGAUGACAUCAAAGAAGUGAAUACAGUGUAGCUGUCGGCCCAUCAGAUGCUGAAAACAUUGUUAAGAACAUCUAUACGUAUACAGAAUGUUUAGGCUCCCUAAUCUUAAUGGAUUUUUAAAACCUUUCUCUUUUAUUAUUGUUUUGUUAUUCUUAUGUUUAUCGUUGGACUUAUUCCAAGUGAUCUAAUCAGACGUUUCUUUUGCUCACAGGCUGGAAGAAGCUCUAAGAGACAGCUCUUCCUUUUGCCGGGAGGAAUUGAGAGGCAUUUGAAGAUCAAGACUUGUUCAGUUAGUAGAAACGUAUCUUUCUUCUCUUUAAAGGAAUACCGUGAUCACGUUUUCUUAUUUCUUUAAUAUAGAUUGCUAACGUAGUCAUAUAAGCAGCUCUGUAAAAGACAGCUGCCUCGCUAUUUGACACAGACUUUCCUUCCUUCCAUUGGAAUCUGCCUUGAAGUAGCAUAUUCCUACCUCUGGCGAUCCCUGUUUAACUCCUUAUUCUCGUGUCGGCAUCCAGGCUGUCACAAGCCUGCCUUGUCCUUUCUGACUCUUCGCUAAUGACAUCACUGUGUAUGUAUGGUGGUGUGACAUUUCAAUGUCGUAUUCACUUUGUGUGUAUUUAUGCAUUGUAAAACACCACAAAAAAACACUGUACAAGCAUGCAAACUUCUUCACGGGGAAAAAAAAACAUUGAGGAGAUAGGCAUCAUGGGAUAUCUCUGGUGAUGGACCGGGGAAAUCCAAAAUUAAACAGGAAGAAGCAGGAAAGUCUGACGCUAAACCUUAUUGGACAGUGAAAAAUACGAAGGCUGGUCUCAUUUACAUUACAAUUUUGUAAUAAAUGCCAUUAGUUAAAUAAAAUUGACCUCUGUACCCUCUAACUGCUUUACUAUAUUGCGAAUAACUUUUUUAAUAUAUAUAUCUAUAUAAUAGUUUUUUUUCCAUUUUGUUCAGUAUUGUAAUGUGAGAUUAGGGUUUCUCUGCAUUUGAAGUGCUAGUUAUGUGUCUGUGUUAGUGCAGACAUCAUACUUCCUUUAGCACAGCAGUAACAAGCUGUUUUGGGACAGGUGGCGUUUGACGUUGUAGAGGAAAUCUGCAUGGAAAUGGGAGUGCACAAGGAUGAAGCCUUUAGUGAAUACGCUAUUUUUGCUGUAACCAACAGAGGUAAGUCAGAGGAUUUCCCAUUACUAAGGCAGGAAAACAUGCCCAGGUGUCACUUCCUCUUGGCUCACAUAAUUGGCUGGGAUAUCUCACCCACUUCCUGGCUGAAGGAGAAGGAGGAUUAGGAAAUGCCAUAAAAAAGAAAAAUCUGGAGGUAGCUGGACAGACUUCAGCAUUUCAAGGGAUAAAACUGAACUGUCUUCAUUGUCCUAUGUACAUAUUGAAUGAUGCUGUUUGCCGUCUGCUGGCUUGUCCUUGACGUGAUCAGCAUAAAAUGUAUUCGCUCAUAUAGAGAAGUUGGACAGGAUUAAAGCCAUAAUUAGUUGUUUAAAUGGACACUCUAAGCACUGAAGGUACAACUGAUUAUAAUGUUCCCAGAGCCUAGAGGUUCCUCUGUUGCGGCUCAGCUAAUGCAGAAGUUAUCCUCCAAAUUAGCCACUCAACUUUGUCUCUAUGUUAAUAUUGCUUUAGCUGUACUGAUAAGCUGCAGUGGUUAUGGUACUUAGAGAGCCCCUUUAAAGUGCACGUAUCACAUUUAAGAUAUAACCUGUACACUAGAAUUGACAAGGCAUAGACUCAUUUUUUUACUUUACGAUUUCAGCAACAAAUUUGACAGUUGUGCUUUCUGUGACGGCAUAUAAUGCUGUGCUUGGAUUUGUAGGAGAGCGUAUAUGCAGAUGGAGCAUGUGGCAAUGAACUGGAGUUUAUCAUUUAAACUGUAUAAAUGCUGCUAAUUUAACUAACACAGUCCGAUUUAUGCACAAACCGCUGACUGUGGAGAAGUUAAAAUUUUACGUCAAAAUAUUCAAGUUAGAAAAAAGAAAUUCUCCAAAUGGCUCUUUUUCCAACUUGACUGAUUUGGGCUAAAAUUUGCAAUUCUCUUGUCAGUUCUCCAAAACUUCCAGAUGAAAGGGUAACCUCGAAUGUAUAGAUUUAAUGUCACAGAAAGCGACUUGGUGAUGCAUGUUGUCUCUGGAUACAAGCUCGUGUGCGCAGUAAUUCAGUUCCAGUGUCCUCAUUCCCUGCAGGCCAGAAUGUGCGGCCGCUGAAUCGGAAGGAAUAUAUCCUCGAUGUGUCUGCUGAGAUGGAGCAGACGGAUAGCAACUACAUGUUCUGGUUCAGACGGGUUAUCUGGGCACAGUCUCUGAAGUUUGAAAAUGAACUCUACGUGACGAUGCAUUACAACCAGGUACCUAAGUGGCGGUUCCCUGUAAGCACUACAUCUGCAUGAAAAGGUCUGUCCCCACUUAUCUUCUGUGCACCCAGCUUGGAUUAGGAUGGCCAAUCUGUGACUGAUAGAUUUGCCAUUGGGCUAGGUGUCUCCUCAGCACUGGUUGGAGUUGUAAUUCACAGCAAGGAAACUAUAACCGUCUUGCUGUCAUAUCACACCCAUUACCCACAGCCAACUGUUGCACAAUUAUUGAUUAAGUACCAAUAUUUUGGGCCAAUUUACUCUUUCCUAUACUUUAUAAAUGAUGCUCUUUCUCAAAAUCCCAAUUUGAUCAUUUUGUCUUCUGCUAAUCUCCCAUCCCAGGUGCUUCCUGAUUAUCUAAAAGGAUUAUUUAAUGUCCUGUCCCAUAUGAAACCAACGGAGCAACAGUUUCAGCAGAUUUCAAGGCUGGCAGCUCUCCAACACCGAGCCAAAGACAGCGUUUACCUCCCUACUGUGUAUGUAACAGCCGCAAAGCCAUACAAAGACAGGACCAUACAGUCUUCUGAAAAGGACAAGACACAUAUGAUGGUGUAAAUGACUGAGUCUGAAUAUCAGGCAUUUUCUGUGCCAGAGACUCUGCCAGUAUCCUGGGCAAAUGCACUGAAAGCCUUGGUUGCAGUGUUCGUCCCCAAUCUGUUAGAAGCCAUGGAGACCUGUGAUUAAUUUAGCAGACUGUAAAUGCACAGUAAAUAUAAUAAAAAUCACAAAGUGGUUAUAAUAUUUGGCCAUAACACAAUUACUGUGUCUUUACUGCAAGGGUAUUUUGCUUAAAUUCAUCUUCAUUGAAAAGUUACAAAUAUAACGAAGAACAGCCUACUACUGUGUAGAUCUUUGUAAAAGGAAGGCAAACGUUGUAGAAUUGCUUCAUGAGUUUACCAGGAGUAAGACGGCAGCGUAAAGUUCCAAUUAGUAGAUCUUGCUCUUGUGGAAGGAAAAUAUUGGAUUUGUAAGCUUGCUGCAGCCAUACUAUGCAUAUAUGCUAAAAUUCUGUUAUUAUGAUGUCUUUCUUUCUACAGCCGGGAAGUUCAGGAUUAUAUCCCAGGCCAAUUCUACAAAGUAGUGAAGCCCCAAUCUUGGCUAAAUAUGGUGAUGCAGCACAUGCAACAGAUCCAGCCACUCAGCCCCCACCAGGGACGGGCUCAGUUUUUAGGUAUAGAAAUUUAGAGACAUUCAUAUUUUGGCCAUGUACGGCUACCAGCACUAACCUGCAUGUUCUAGGUGGACAGAGCUGAUUGGUAAAACUUCUUUCCAUACAGGUCUUGUGAGCGCCUUCCCCAUGUUUGGAUCAUCUUUCUUCUAUGUUCAAAGCUGUAGCAACAACCUGGUUAUGUCCCCUUGUAUCUUGGCCGUCAACCAGAACGGGCUGAACUUCCUCAACAAAGAAACUCACGUACGUCUUGGUAGAUAGGGAUGUUGUGUAGGGCCAUAGAUUUGGAAAUUCUUUUAACUACCCCUAUAAAAAUAAUGAUUUCUUUUAAAUGAUUUUUGUUUGGGUGUAGGAGCUGGUGGUGACAUUCCCUCUGAAGGAGAUCCAGAGUACGAGAACCCAACGUCCCGCAUCCGGUUUUAGUUACCCUUAUGUAGACAUUACACAGGGAGACAUGAUGUCCCAUAGAGUAACACAGCUACAGCUGGAGCAGGUAUGGGAAAUAUGCAAAUGUCUAUGUUUUAUUCACUAUAAACCAAACUAUAGUGAAAGAAAUACCAAAUUACUAAUGUGCCAUUGAUUGAAAGGAAACCGCUGCAAUGCUAUCCUUUUUGGCUAAAGGAAAAUCAUGCCAUAACAAUUAGACAUGUGCAAUUCAUUUCGUUCCGAAUGCAAAUUCGGACGAAUUUCAGAAAUUCAGACAUUCAGAUGCUUCCGAAUGUCAAAAGUGCCUAAUUGCCGAAUUUUGGAAUGCCGAACUGAAUUGCCGAAGUGCUUUGGAUUUCUAAAAAAGUGGCAAAACAGGAGAGGGUUGGGGUAGGGUAAGCCUAACCCUAUUCCUAACCUUGCUCCCAACCCUACGCCUAACCCUACCCCUACUCCUAACCUAACCCUACCUCUAACCCUACCCUACCCCUAACCCUACCUCUAACCCUACCCUACCCCUAACCCUACCUCUAACCCUACCCUACCCCUAACCCUAUCUCUAACCCUAUCCUUAACCCUACCCUUAACCCUCCCCCUAACCCUACCCCUAACCUAACACUACCCUUAACCUUACCCGAAGUCCUGAAGUUCAGAAGUCCCGAACCAAAUAUUUUUCCCAUGCACAUCCCUAAUAACAAAGCAAUUUAUGCAUGAAAAUCAUAAAAUUAGUGCCCAACAAGGAGUGUAUUUUUGCAUCUUCACAUCUAUAAGAAUAAAAUUAGUUUAAUUGAACACUUUGAGUGCCAAAACCACUCCAGGUUAUUGUGUCGUUACAGUUAAUUUUGCCAGUCUUUGGGUGCAAUCUCUCAGUUUUUUGUCAGACUGUUUUCAAGCAGUAAUGAAGAAUUUCACUUUGUCAUUAUCAAUACCAAUAUGGAAAUCAUUGAUGGGCUCUAAGAACUGAUGGUGGCAUAGCUUUAUGCUAACAGACUAUCAUUACCAUAUAGAUAUGGUUGGAUAAUAUGGAUUUGAAAUUCUGCAUUAUCUUGGCGACAGGAGAGGACCCAGAUUAACUAAACUAGGAAAACCCUAAAUGUUAUUGAAUGUCUCGAAACGUUUCAUGAAAAUGUAUGGACCGCAGCCAAAGAUUCCCCGCACCAAAACCACGAAACUAUUCUGUAUAAGCACAAUAAUCUGUUGUGGUUAUGAUCCGAGAGUAUCUAAUGAAGGAAGAGGCAGCCAUCUUACAUGUAAAGAUGGCCGCUACUAUCACAUGUUAUAAAUAACGAAUGUAUAUGUUGAUUGCUAAAUGCUUUAAAAGUGACAUUGCUAAAUUCCCAUUCCACCUGAAUAAUUUGCCCCAUAUUCUGCACUUCUGGCAUUGAUAUUAGAGAUUAUAAUAGGAAAAGGAAGCUCUAACUGCAUUCUAUCUGCAAAAUCUUUCUUUCUUCUCUAUUUUCUGACUUCUUGCCUAUCGCUGUGGAUGUUUUGCCAGGCCAGAUAAUACGGGGUAUGUUAUCUGUCUUCUUUCAUAUUCCUGCUUAACAUUAUGUUACUAAUCCAUAUAAUCAGUACAAGGUGUAUAUGUUUGUCUGUUUCACCUAACACCUUAGUUACUCAAUCCGGAUACAUUAGUUAGAAAAGAACUAACAAAAUCAUUAAUUAACUGCAUACAGCGUAGCUAAAGGGUUCAAACAUCCAGGGAAACUGGAAAAUAAAAAAUGUACCAACUGCCCCAACUUGAUCAUCUAAGCUGACAUCACAGUGUCAAAAAAGUUAGAAUAGUAAUAUUGUUAAUAUACUGCUUUGGCACUCUGCCUAGUCCUUAGAAACCUCUUGCUUAUGUCCAAACUAGCCUGUGCUUUGACUGAUGGGGAUCAGUGGACAUAGAGUGAGCAGGGAGAGAAGACCUUUCUAUGACCCGCAUAGGGCUCUCAGCAACUCCACUACACCAGAACCACAUCACACCUCUCACCUUUACACCACCAUGUGCAUGGAGAAAGGAACUUGGUGAUGGGGUUCUUAAAGGACAACUGUCACAUCAAAACAUUUUUAACAGAAUAAUAAUUUCAUUAAGUUUUGAAAGGAAAUAGAUUUUUUUUUUUCAAAUUAAGUAUAUGUAAAAAAUAAUGAGAAAAGCCCUACCUGCAAUAUAUGACAGGAUCCUUCAGCCACAAGCACCUUGGUUCAGACAGUGUUUGAAAACUGAGACAGCUAGUCUCUAUGGUCUUCCCGGCUUCACUCCCUGCACAGAAACUUGAAAGACCAUAGAGACUAACUGUCAGUUUUCAAGCACUAUCUGGCCCAAGGUGCUUGCAUAUGGCUGAAUGCUUCUAUCAUAAACUAAAGGUGGGGAUGAGUUUUUCUCUGGGUUUGUUUUUACAUACACUUCAAUUGAAACAAAAAUCUAUUUCCUUUCAAAAUUUGAAACUCUUCUUUUUGGUAUAUGUGUAUUAUAUGUAACUUUUGAGUGAUUGUUGCUGGGUUACUGGUACACAAAAUUUCAGUUGUAUAUGCAAUGGGUUUUUUAAAAAUAUAUAUUUUUUUAAUUCUUUUAUUUUAAGUACUGUCCACUUUUUGGUUGUAAUUAUCAUAACAUUGUUGUUUAUGAUUACCUAAAGUUAUGAUGUGUACCCCCUAAAUUGAAUAGUUGAAGAAUUACAAUGCACAGUACGGGGCAUAUACGCCUUACAUAAAUCACAUAAAAUGUCUUCUCCUUUGUGUAUAGGGUCUGGAGCUCUGCAGAGUGGUCGCUGUUCACAUGGAGAAUCUCCUAGUGAAGUGUGAUAAACGCCUCACUCUCCCGCCCAGCGAAAUUACAUUACUCUGAGUUCUCCUCAGUUCCAGCCACCAAGUCACGUCAACCUCAAUGUGUGCAUAUUCCUGCACAUGAAUACAGCAAACUGCUCCAAGCACUUCAGUCACCAGCCGGGACGUCUUAACCCAUGCUUCAAUUAAAUCCACCAUGAAUAAUAAGCAAUUCUCUAUCAGGUCUGGGCGUAAUAAACCUGCUGACUAAUUGUGUUUGGUAAUUAGCAGAUAACAGACUCUCUGCAUACUUGAUGACUGCUCAUCACUCAGUAAUAGGCUAAGCUGGAACUCUGUCACACUUGGAUCAAUCAUGACCAGAUCAAUCACUCUCUAGAGCUUUGGUGGGCACUUGUACCCUUUACUUGCUAUUUGACUACAACUCCCAUCAAGCAUAUAUAGCGUGCUGCUGGGCAAUGGUGAAGGACUUGGAAAUUACCAACCAGCAAGCACAUCAGCUACCUCUUCCUACAGUGGACAUCAAUGCAAAGUAGGAGACGUCAUAGCUGACAGAACACUGGGGAGAUUUAUAAUGGAAAACAAAAUGGAGCAAUUACCAGGGAAACCCUAGAAUGUUUUUGUUAUAAAUGUUUUCUCCCUCUGGGAACUUUUCCCAACAUUUAUGAAAUCAGUGCUAUCAUAAAUAACCAUCAAUGACUAACUAAGAGUCACCCCACCAGGUCUAGCACCUAUACUGCAUUCUAGAUCAUGGGUUUAGAUUCAUGGGAUUAAAAUGGAAUAUCCCCUCCGUGUUUCCAAUCAGCAUAUCAUGUAAGAAGGUCAUUUGCACUAUGAGACCAGAAUACAAAAUAGGAUAUUUCACUGUAGUUUGCAUUGAACUUGGCAGCGUGACGUUUCAGCUUGAAUUCUGAUGGAAUCUUGGCAGAACCGCACGCUUCCACUGGACCGAGCAGUAACUCCGUGAGUGCAGGUGAAAACCCGAAUUCCCAUUGAGGUCAUCAAAUAACGUGUGCAUUGAAACUCAGCAAACCUGUAAUAGUGAGAAGAUAGAUAUUCUAAUUGUCUUCUUGAUGAAUGUUGUCAAAGUAUAGGCCUAUGUAUAUUAUAAGGCCCCAUCUUGCCCAGUUACAUUGUUAUUUAAACAGAUUUCUAGGUAUCUUUCUUAAUUUAACAGUUAAACAACACUAAUCUAACACAAAACCCCCCUAGUAUAUUUGUGUCCUCUACCUGUUUCAGGGGAGCCUUAUUAUUGCACUUUAUAGGCCGUUUUAAACAAACACACACGUAAAAACCAUUAAGUGGCAUUUUACGUGACUGAAUAGAUCAUAAAAUUGGAGGAUUUAACUGCUGCAAACAAGUGGGAGGACAGACGCUAUAGAUUCUAGAGAAAACCAACGCUGAUAUGUUUUUUUGAAUCACUGCUAUAUUGUGAACAAUAGAAAGUUAAUCCUAAUUUUCUAACCAAGUUAACUUAUCUGUACCUAAAAAUUUGUGUUUAUUUUGUAGAUUUUUUUUUUCCCGGUUAUAUCACUAGUUUUUAUAGUUUUGAC